This is a messenger RNA of Cercocebus atys (sooty mangabey), 496 nucleotides long. Its product is annotated as putative V-set and immunoglobulin domain-containing-like protein IGHV4OR15-8. Gene Ontology annotation, molecular function: antigen binding; immunoglobulin receptor binding. Gene Ontology annotation, biological process: phagocytosis, recognition; complement activation, classical pathway; innate immune response. Bases 59 to 454 code for a protein of 131 amino acids. NCBI's taxonomy places the organism in Eukaryota, Metazoa, Chordata, Mammalia, Primates, Cercopithecidae. Gene Ontology annotation, cellular component: blood microparticle; external side of plasma membrane; immunoglobulin complex, circulating. The transcript is spliced from 3 exons. The record is from RefSeq and is a predicted model, not a curated record.
AGGGUCCAGCUCAGAUGGGAAAUGUUCUCUGAGAGUCACGGACAUCCUGUGCAAGAACAUGAAGCACCUGUGGUUCUUCCUCCUCCUGGUGGCAGCUCCCAGAUGGGUCCUGUCCCAGGUGCAGCUGCAGGAGUCGGGCCCAGGACUGGUGAAGCCUUCGGAGACCCUGUCCCUCACCUGCGCUGUCUCUGGUGGCUCCAUCAGCGGUGGUUAUGGCUGGAGCUGGAUCCGCCAGCCCCCAGGGAAGGGACUGGAGUGGAUUGGGAGUAUCUAUGGUAGUAGUGGGAACACCUACUACAACCCCUCCCUCAAGAGUCGAGUCACCAUUUCAAGAGACACGUCCAAGAACCAGUUCUCCCUGAAGCUGAGCUCUGUGACCGCCGCGGACACGGCCGUGUAUUACUGUGCGAGAGACACAGUGAGGGGAGCACACUGCGUUAGCAGAAAGGAAUAAAUCAUAUUCCUUCAUCUCCCUCACAGCCCAAGAUUCCUGAAG